AUGGAGCCAUCGUUCACGCCCAUCGAGUUGUCGUUUCCGCUGCCCAAACAUCCCCAUCUCACCGUUCACGCUCACCUGACUUUCAUGGGAACCUGCGCCAUGGUCCAUUUGACCACCACCGAUCUCGGCGACUCUGAGGGUGACAGGCCGCCAAUGGGCAGUUUUGUCUAUGCAAUGCCCGAUAUGAGGGAUGAGCGCAAUGUGAUCAGCACGGCCCUGUCCACGUCGGGGUCCAGUAUCGACUACGCCACCAGGAUGGCGAAGAUCCUCGCGCGCAAGAUGAAACGGCCAGUGUAUGUGGGCUGCAGCAUGAAUUUCGCCGGCACGACAGCCGAAGAAGAGAUGGAGGGCUUUACAGCAAUUGUCGAUCAGAUAGUACAGAAGUGGAACCGCCCAUCCUCAUGA
Cladophialophora carrionii CBS 160.54 is the source of this 405-nucleotide messenger RNA. RefSeq lists its product as uncharacterized. NCBI's taxonomy places the organism in Eukaryota, Fungi, Ascomycota, Eurotiomycetes, Chaetothyriales, Herpotrichiellaceae. The coding region runs from base 1 to 405 and encodes 134 amino acids. Gene Ontology annotation, biological process: proteasome assembly. The transcript is spliced from 2 exons. The record is from RefSeq and is a predicted model, not a curated record.